AUAUUCUCAAAAACUAAUAGCAAGAUAUCCUCAAGCAAAACUCAUUCAUGUGACUACUACCAUUAAGACUACUUCACCAGGAGUCUCAGUUUUUAAAACUCCUCGAAAAUCAUUGUCGACUUCUACAUUAACCAAUACAAAAAAAAUAGCUGAUCAUCUAAUAGCUCCGGCAACAACCCAAACUAAGUUGCCUAGUCCUUCAGAUACUUCAAGUCCAGUGCCUACUAAUGAUAAUACAUCCUAUGGUUCACCUAUUUCGGAUGAGAGUUUCAAUAAGCAAAAUGAUAGUUCUUCAACUAAAUAUAUAAUAAUUGGGAUUUCAGCAGCUAUUGGAAUUAUUUUAUUUGUUUCAAUGGUGUUUAUAUUUAAAAAAUUAUGCGCAAACCGACGACUUAAACGCCAAAAUGUUCAUGCUCACGAUGGAAAUUCAAGAGGUUUGGAUCCUGAAUUUAGAAAUGAAAAUUCUUUUAGAAUAAAUAGAAUAGAAAAUACGAGUCUUUCAUCACAACAAGGGACUAAUUACGUAAAUGACUCAGUUCAAAGUUAUAAUGCUCCAAAUGGAAAUGAAAGGUUUGAUUCAUCAUAUCAUGUGUUGUAUCCAGCAAAAAGUCAUUAUAAAGGUCCCUACCCAGUAAGAAGUGAUUAUUCAGAUCGUUCUGGUUGUUCCUCUCCAGUAGAUAGUAAUUAUUGUGGUCAUGCUGGAGGUUACGGUCAAGGUUAUCAUUUCCAACAUUAUAAUGCACAAUUAGUUCCACCAAAUCAAUAUUAUAAUCCAGAUCCGAAUUUCGUUGCCACCAAUUUUGUACCACCUGGCAGUAUAGAUCGUAGGAUGAUUAGAGAAAAUAUACUGGAAAUUGCAAAUGACGAAGAUGACACACAUGAAAGUUUAGGAAAUCAUAGUGUGACUGAAAAUAAUACUUUAUUUAUACCUAGCGGAAGGGAAAGUGUACAUGAAUCAUUACGAUUAUCACUUAUAAGUGAAAAUUCUAGAGCUUCGACUCCGGAAGAUGACAGAAGUCAAACAAAUCAAAAGGCUGUAUAUUUUUAA
Molecule: messenger RNA, 1048 nt
Organism: Racocetra fulgida
Lineage: Eukaryota; Fungi; Glomeromycota; Glomeromycetes; Diversisporales; Gigasporaceae
Source: the annotation of a GenBank genome assembly